Molecule: messenger RNA, 999 nt
Organism: Coccinella septempunctata (seven-spotted ladybird)
Lineage: Eukaryota; Metazoa; Arthropoda; Insecta; Coleoptera; Coccinellidae
Exons: 1
Coding region: 1-999 (332 amino acids)
Source: RefSeq, a predicted model, not a curated record
AUGUCUUAUUGUAUACGCUGUAAUGAAGUUAGCUCAAGGAGAUCGCCGAGUAUUAUUUGCAGUUUUUGUCGAAAUCAUUAUCACGCGAAUGGCACCUGUUCCGAUGUCACAAAGAAUCAGUUAUCGGCAAUCAAGAACAUGCCUGGUACGGAUUGGAAAUGUGAUACAUGCCGCCAAGUAAAUGCACAUGUAUCCAGUGGCGGAGAUCGGAAGAGGCAAUCGACUUCUGCUGGCCGUCCAUCCCUGGAUGGUCAGUCUCAACGAGUUGAGAAACCCAUCGUCUCAUAUGAUGAAUCAGACACUGAGGGGCGCAAUGGUGAUGUUUCGCAACCCAUUCAAUCACUCACUUUAGAAAUAAGGAAUCUGCGAGAAUCAGUCAAUUUUUGUUCGGGAAAAAUAAGCGAUUUCGAGAUCAAGCUAGGCAGGUUCAAUGAGCUGGUCACUAAGUUGGGUAAACUGGAGAGGGAGAAUGAACUGUUAAAAAAGCAGGUCACAGAUCUCAACUCUAAAGUGAAUAACCUUGAACAAUUUUCCAGAUCAAACAAUAUAGAAAUUCAAAAUAUACCUGAGAAGCCAAAUGAGAAUAUCAUGGAAAUUAUUUCAUCAAUUGGAAGAGCUAUUGAUCAGCCGGUUGACUCCUCCUGUAUUGAUUUUUGCAGCCGUGUUCCUACAAACAUCCAAGGGAGGCCUAAAAAUAUUGUUCUAAGAUUCAUCUCUAAAAUCAGGAGAGACGAUUUUCUUGCCGCUUAUAAGGUUAAGCGAGUGUCGAACUCGGGUUCUGAUGGAUCAGGAAUUAGGGUUGAAAAUGUGUCGGAAAGGCUAUACAUCAAUGAACAUUUGUCGAUUCACAACAAGAAACUCUUCAAAGAAGCACGAGACAUUGCAAAGAAUAAGGAGUAUAAGUAUGUAUGGACCCAAUCUGGUAAUAUUCUUUUACGCAAAAACGACGCGUCUAAAAUUCUUCACAUUCGGUCAAGCGAGGAUUUAAGAAAACUAUAA